This is a messenger RNA of Esox lucius (northern pike), 5717 nucleotides long. RefSeq names its product kinase suppressor of ras 2 (gene ksr2). Gene Ontology annotation, biological process: protein phosphorylation. Gene Ontology annotation, molecular function: protein kinase activity; ATP binding. The coding region runs from base 574 to 3546 and encodes 990 amino acids. The record is from RefSeq and is a predicted model, not a curated record. The transcript has 23 exons. Lineage: Eukaryota; Metazoa; Chordata; Actinopteri; Esociformes; Esocidae.
GCGAUGCUGUUGCUGUGAAUUUGAUUGACGGGAAACAUGUCGUUGUGGUGGUGGGAACGAACAGGGAUGCAGUUGAUGGCAAGGGAGACGGGGAGUACCUGUACCCAAUCCACACAGAAUCACCUUUAAAAUGAUUAUACGACGCUGCUUUAGUAGGGUGUUUUUGAUCCGUUAUGUUGUUAUGAUGCAUCUUUUUUUAAAUUAGAAAUUGAGAAAGAAAACGCUCACUAGAUUUAUUAGAUGUGGCUUGAUCUGUUUCCGAUUUGUAAUUCUGUUAAGGAGGUAGCCUAGGCUAUCUGCAUAUUGUGUUUGAUGCUAUAGCCCUCAGCAUCAGUACCAGGCUCAAUCAGAAACACCUUGACGAAUCACCAUCAGGAAAUACAAGAAGGACUAUUGCAAUGGAGUCGCCUUUCACAUAGAUCACAUCUCGUCUCUAUACGAAUUUACUAAUAGAUACUACCACAACGGUUACUGGUCAUUUGCAAGUUGCGUUAUUACAUGGAGCUUUUUCCCCAUUCUUUUUGAAGUCGAUUUUUUAAAAGUACACAUAAAAAAGAUAACUGCUGGCAAACUAUGGACGAAGAGAAUAUGACUAAAAGCGACGAGCAUCAUCUGAGUUUGCAAAAAGCCUUGCAGCAGUGCGAGUUGGUGCAAAAUAUGAUAGACAUAAGCAUUUCCAGUUUAGAGGGUUUGAGGACCAAAUGUGCCACAUCCAACGACUUGACACAGAAAGAAAUACGAACGCUGGAGGGGAAGCUGGUGAAGUACUUCAGCCGCCAGCUCUCCUGUAAACUGAGGGUGGCCUUGGAGGAGCAGAGCGCUGAGCUGCAGGACUUCCCCAGACUGGGACACUGGUUCCGCAUCGUUAACCUCAGGAAGGAAGUUACUGAGGAGAUGGGUCUUGGCGAGGUAACUCUGGAAGGGCUGCUGGAGAUGAGUGAUGAGCAGGUGUGUCAGGCCAUGGAGAAGUUCGGGGCCAACGAAGAGGAGUGUGCCCGGCUCAACGCCUCUCUGUCCUGCCUCAGGAAAGCUCACAAAUCAGAACAACUCGAGGAUGACACAUUGCCCAAUGACGGAGCAGGCAGCCAUGCCAAGCAGGACUGGUCAAUCCAGUGGCCCACCUCUGAGUCCGGCAAGGAGAACACUCCCUUCCCCUCCCCCGAACCCAGCCAGUGGGUCCGCUUCCAGCUCUCCCAAAGCCCCAAAGUCCAGGCCAAAUACAACCAGCAGCACCCCAACCAGUUUCACAGCCCCCAGGCCUUGCUUCCCUAUCCGUACGGCCCCUACGUCCAGCCAGACCGCCUCACAGUGGACAGCCACCUGGGUCUGGGAGCCUUUCCCCCAAUGGACAUGGGCCACCGCUCCCUGCCCCCGUCGCCCAGACAAAGGCACUUUGCCCACACCCCUCCCCGGACGCCCCUGGUAGUCAACACCAUGACCCCGCCGGGUACGCCCCCCAUGAGACGCAGGAACAAGGUGAAGGCCCCCGGGACGCCCCCACCACCCAGCCGAAAGCUCAUUCACCUGCUGCCAGGUUUCACGGCGCUGCACCGCUCCAAGUCGCAUGAAUUCCAACUGGGCAACCGCAUAGUCCUGGAGCCGGCUGACACGCAGACGCCUAAGGUGAAGCAGAAGAAGUCCAAGCCUCAUCACCUGAAAAUCAACAGCAGCGUGGGGAGUUGUGAGAACCUCCCUACCCAGCGUUCGCCCCUCCACUCCUCCGACCACCGAUCCCUCCGCUCCUUCUUCUUCCCCACCUUCAUCCCCUCCACCCCCCCUGUCCACUCAGACACAAACACUCUUUCAGUGCCUCGUUGGUCCCCACAGAUCCCCCGCAGAGACCUGGGAAACUCCAUUAAACACAGGUUUUCCACCAAGUAUUGGAUGUCUCAAACAUGCAUAGUGUGUGGGAAAGGAAUGUUGUUUGGACUUAAAUGUAAAAACUGCAAACUGAAGUGCCACAACAAAUGCACCAAAGAAGCCCCACCUUGCCAUUUACUGAUCAUACAACGUGGAGGGAACAAUCCCCUCAAAGGUGUGACAGAUCUCCAAGGAAAUCAAGCUCGUCUGGUACGGACCGAGUCGGUACCAUGUGACAUCAACAACCCCCUCAGGUACACAGACCUGCACAUCAGUCAGACGCUGCCCAAAACCAACAAAAUCAACAAGGAUCACAUCCCCGUCCCAUACCAGCCAGAUUCUAGCAGUAACCCCUCCUCCACCACCUCCUCCACUCCCUCCUCCCCCGCUCCCCCCCUCCCCUCCAGUGCCACACCUCCCUCCCCAAUGCAUCCCUCCCCACAGUCGGCACGGCAACAGAAACAGUUCAAUUUAACAGCCUCUUCUUACUUCAAAUACAAGCAGCAGUUCAUCUUCCCAGAUGUCUCCCCAGUCCCAGAGGCCCCCAGCAGGGCACCCCAAGUCAUCCUGCACCCUGUCCUGUCUGAGCCUGGAGUGGAGGUGAACCCAUUAAACCCUAUACUACAGAUUGAAGUGGAACCUACAUCCGAUGUACGUCCCCCUCUGAUGACAUUGGAGGAUAAUGAAGAGGGCAAUGAUGAGGCCGAAAAUUCAGAGGAUGAGUUUGAGGAGAUGAACCUGUCUCUGCUGUCAGCCCGUAACUUCCCCAGAAAGGCCAGUCAAACAUCCAUUUUCCUACAGGAGUGGGACAUCCCCUUUGAGCAGCUGGAGAUUGGAGAGCUCAUCGGCAAAGGUCGCUUCGGCCAAGUGUUCCAUGGUCGUUGGCACGGCGAAGUGGCCAUCCGCCUCAUCGACAUUGAGCGUGACAACGAGGACCAGCUGAAGGCCUUUAAGAGGGAGGUGAUGGCCUACCGGAACACUCGACAUGAGAAUGUCGUCCUGUUCAUGGGAGCCUGCAUGAGCCCUCCACACCUGGCCAUCAUCACCAGUUUGUGUAAGGGAAGGACUCUGUAUUCAGUAGUGAGGGAUGCCAAAGUCAUCCUGGAUGUCAACAAAACCAGACAGAUCGCCCAGGAGAUGGUUAAGGGAAUGGGUUAUCUCCAUGCAAAGGGGAUUCUGCACAAGGACAUGAAGUCCAAGAAUGUCUUCUAUGACAAUGGCAAAGUUGUCAUCACUGACUUCGGACUCUUUACUAUAUCCGGAGUUCUUCAAGCUGGAAGUCGUAGACAGGACAAACUGAAGAUUCCCAGCGGAUGGUUGUGUCACCUGGCCCCUGAAAUUGUCUCUCAGCUUUCCCAUGAAACAGAGGAGGACAAGUUGCCUUUCUCCAAACAGUCGGAUGUGUUUGCGUUCGGCACUAUCUGGUAUGAGUUACAUGCACGUGAGUGGCCUUACAAGAACCAGCCGGCCGAGGUGAUCAUCUGGCAGGUGGGCAGCGGGACGAAGCCCAACCUCACGCAGAUUGGCAUGGGCAAAGAAAUAUCGGAUAUCUUACUCUUCUGCUGGGCGUUCGAACCAGAGGAGAGGCCUAGCUUCUCAAAGCUAGUGGAUCUGCUGGAGAAAUUGCCAAAACGGAACCGCCGCCUUUCCCACCCUGGGCACUUCUGGAAGUCAGCUGAGCUGUAGCCGAAGUAACCAUUGGACUGUGUCUUUGCGUGGUGAAGCUUAUCCCCGGCUCCUUCCGCUUGCUUCUGCUCUAUCGCUCCACCCCCUGUCCCCUAUUCUCAAUCCCCUCCGCCCCCCACCAGCUCCAUAUAUUCCCCUCAUCGUCCUGCCCUAGCCUUACCCACCUCAGCUCUAUCCCCUGCCUGGGCUUGCCGCGCCUCUACCACUACCAACCCCUUAAGCCUCUAACACACCCCAGCCGCUUCCUUGCCCCUUCCCUUUCCCAGCCAGAAUGCACCCUCUCUCUAGCCAUCAGCUGGCGGGAACCUGUUGUGGUUACAAUCCCUGACCCCGUGACCUUGCGCUCUGCCACAGAGACUGAGGAGGACAGUCAACGGAGAGACUUGGAAACAAAUUGACAGAGAGGCCUUUUCCGCUCUAUGCCUACAACUUUCUUUCUCCCCAGAACAACUUAACAGUAUAACAGUUUAAUCUUUUGGAGAUGUUUCAUACUGGGUUCAGGAACCAACACAUGUAUUCGAUCAUUCAAUAUGUAGCAUUUUCAUACCCAUCUAAUUUUACAGAAUUCUCAUAUGCCAGUAUCUGUCUGUAUGAACAUCAGAUGACUAUUUACAGCCUUUCAGCUUUGUAGAUAAUUAUUCAAAGUGACAUGCUGUGUCCCAUUCACAUGUGGUACAUCCAGAUACUGUACAUCGUCAUCACAUCCUAGAUCCUCACAGACAAAGUAUUUUUAUUUAUUUAUAUGGAUUUAUGUAUAUAUAUAUUUUUUUUUAUGACAUUUGUCAUAAAAAAUUAUAGAGAUUUACCCCAUCCAACCCCUUCAGCUGCUUGGAAGUAUUAACUGAUGUUUAAGUUUCAGGAUAUUUAUGAUGAAGUCAGCCUUUUAUAUUAAUUAUUCAGUCCUUUCACAUUCCAUGACAUUUCAGCAUUAUAUACUUGUGUCCUCUUGCCUUCAUCACUGCUGUAAUCUUGCUGUGGAUUUCUGACAGAAUAAGCAACUGUCAUCCAAUAUACAAUACUGCACAAAAGCUUUUAAUUUGCUGCCACAUACAGGAUUUUACUUUUCAGAAGUUACACGUCACACUCUAUUGUAUUCCUAUUUAACCGUACAUUACUCUCAUACCCAUUCAUAUGCUUCAGGUGUUUAUGCCUUAUUAGAUGGUUUGAUUGAAAGGAACUUUUUCAGAAAUUGUAUUUCUCUUGUACUGGCUUGGCCAGUACAAGUUGUGUGUUUCAGUUGUGUGGGGAAAGCACAUAGAGAAUGAUAGAGAUUAUGUGUAAAGGGUGAAAAAGAAUACCUGAAGUACAAGAUCUACAACUUCUCCCAACUUUAUUAUGAGGUUGGCCAACUUCGGAAUCUCUUCAACUUCAAACUCAUAAAAAAGGUAUAAUAUUGCUAGAGUAGCAAUGGUCUGAACUUUCCGAUUAUGCUAUUUCCAUUGAAUUAAUAACAUUGUCCUCAAACUUAAUAGGCCGGAGACUUUUCUGCGAUACAUCUCUACAACAUCAACAGCUCAUUUAUAUUCCCCACCAGUGAAGUUGCUGUUUAUUGGGAGACAUGGCAUUGUUGGUUUAAAUGUACCUCUAGCUGAUGGUACUCUAUCCACAUUAGUCAUUCCUUUAGAGUUCGGAGAGAGCUGAUUAGAGAAUACAGAUGGUGAGAGAGCUAAUUGGCCACAAUGACUACGUGUUUGUGGGUGUAUGUUGUGAGUAGGCACGUGUGUGUAUGUGUGUGUACUUGUGUUGAUUCAUGUAUUGCGUGUGCUGGUGGGGGUGCGUGUUUGGGCAUGCAUGUGUCUGUGCACGUAUGUUUGUAUGUGCGUUUUUUUCUGUGUGUGUUUCUGUAUAUAAUGUAGCCUGUGUGUGUAUUGUGGGUGUGUGUAAUGUGUGUGUGUGUGUGUGUGCCUGUGAUUAGUUCUCCCCACCACGAAUGUAGAAUGUCUGGUUUAAACGUCAUACAGCUAUGCAUAAAAUGAAAGGUUUUCACUAUAAAGGAAACACUUUCAGAUUCCAACUAUUAAAAUAGUCCUCUGUAAAAUUUCCCACCCUACAAAGUAAAAGCGAUUUUUCUGUGGGGUGCGUUGAAACUAGAGACUACAUACCCAACUGUUAGAAAUGUCACUUAGAAAUGUCCUUGUUUUCCAUGAAAACAUGCAUGAAAUUAGUUUGAA